AUGUCUCAACCGUCAGCACCCGCAGAUCGACAGAUCAGUAUCAACCCCCCGUCCCCGAUCAUCACCCGAGCUACCGCCCCGGAGUCACCCAAGACACCGGAGCGCCAGUUUCUCAAGCCACUCACCCACCACGACCACGGCAGCGAUUCCCCUCGCAAGAUGACCGUCGGCGGAGUAGACAGUCCUGGGUCCAAUAGGCUUGAGUAUCCCGUCACGGCUUCCCACAAUACGGUCAAGGUCGAGCUUGCUGAAAGGGUCGAGUUCGACCAGACGUCUGUCCUGGACCGCUUGAAGAUCACGGAGCUGGACUCUGCGUUCGUCAGGGACUGCAAGAAGAGCCUGCUGGAACGAUGCGCGAGAAGUGUGAAGCGACUGAAGAAACUAUCUCUUACUGCGGACAGGAUGAAGACGACGAACCUCGCACUCGAACCGGUGUUGGACGCUGAUGAGACCACCGCGAAAGGGACCGCAAGAGAAAAGGAAAUGUAUAAACCCUUGACAGACCUCUUCGACUACAUCCGAGGUUAUUCGCAGCCGGGCAAGCAGGGAGCUGACGAUGACGCAGUCCGCUUCGAUCGGUGCUUCAUCAACCAAACCAGAGACCUCAUUCCGGACCAGCACCACACACCCGGUUUCCCUCGAUUCACCCCAGACUUCACUCUUUUCCACGAUAGCGAGAUGCUUCGACGACUGGCCAAAGGCGACAAGCGUCGACGUCAUUGGCGAUACCAGGACGCGUUCAUCGAAGUGAAGGCAGGGUCCAAACAGCACCCAUUUCCGAACGAGAACAAAGAAGCCACCCCCCUCCUCACCCAAGUCGCCAAUUACGCGCGCUUGCAUCUGUCCGCCUGGCCCUUCUCCGCCUUUUCCAUCGGGCUCAUGAUAUAUGGUCGCAAAUUCUGUGUUGGCAUGUUCGAUCGCUUUGGCGGUCAGCUCUCCCCGGAAUAUGAUCUUUGGGACCACCUGGACGUCUUCAUCCGCAUCGUCUAUAACAUGACCCGUGUCCUGACCGAUGACGAGCUGGGCCGCGAUCCUUCCGCCGUCCUGUCCUGGCAGGACGACAAGAUCGUCUUUGCGGCCGUGGAACCGGUUGGGGACGAUGAGCGAUGCUGGGCAGUAGACAUCGAGAAGCCCUUGUGGUCCUCGCUGUCUCUAUUCGGGCGCGGCACCACUGUAUGGCAUGUCCGGGCGCGCAAACAAAAUGGCGAACCCGACGGACCCACCUUUGUGAUGAAAUCCUCUUGGCGCUCUAGCAAACGCAAUUCCGAGUCAGAUAUCUAUCAGCUCAUUGCUAGCAAGGGGUGGCACUCGGGUCUAGCAAAAUACGUGACUGGAGCGGACGUCAAGUUCCCUGUUGGGACACGCUGGGGGGAUCGCUCCGGUUCGCCAAUCACCAUACAUCAGCUUCGUAGGGCGUUUCUCCCUCCCGAGGAGGAAACUAUGUUCCUCCACCGCAUCAUUCUGGAAUCUAAUGGGAAGCCGAUCUGGGAGUAUGAAGACGAUGAAGAGCUACUCAGAGGCAUGCUAGGUGCCCUUGCCGGGCACAAAUUCCUUGCAAAGCAUGGGAUACUGCACUGCGACGUCAGUGCGGGGAACAUCCUGCUCUCUGUGAAUCGCGACGAGCAACAAGCUUGGGGAUUUCUCACCGACGUCGAGUACGCCCGCAUGAGGGAUGAAACCCGUACAGAAGAGGUCGUUGAAGCGCCCCUCGGAUACGGGCCCGUCAAUCCGAAGUUCUCAGGGUCCAUGAUCAGGGUGAAGACCGUAUAUACGCAAUUCAUGAACGGUGCAGCUAUCUCGGGCACAUAUCAAUUCAUGUCCCGCCGCCUCCUCUCAUAUCUUCGUAUGGGCAAAACAUCAGUUCGCUCCGAAGAAGAAGAUGACGUCGAGUCCUUCUUCUGGGUUUUGCUCUAUGCAGUCUUCAGGCAAUUCACUGUCAGGGCAGUUGGCAACACGGUUAUGGAGCAGGAAGCCCGCAGCUUCUUCGUCAAGAUGUUUGGCGCAACAAACAUCCAGGAAGUCUUCACUUUGCGGCAGGAUCCAGCGGCACUCAGUACACUCAUCAUCUCAAACGUCCCUUUCGCCGACCACACUACCCUUGCACUCCGUUCCGUGCUCCAGGCAUAUAAGAUAAAACUCCAGGCAGAUGUGCCACUGGUUCACGGCGUAGCUGCGGAGAAUAGGAAGAAAGGAAAGGACAGAGGGAAGCUGAAGACAACGGCCGAAUUCACGCCUUUACCGGUGUCUCAAGUGUUCACUCACGCCAAGUUGGAGGAAAGUCUGCAGACGGCGGUUGAUGAGAUCGUUGACGCGAUGCUCGUAGACUCCGACUCAGGCCAGGCUCUUUAUACCACAAUGGGAAUGUACAUCUGUCUCGCAAGUGACGUUUUGGAUGAAGGCACGCCCCUACCCGACACUUUGCAGCCCCAACCGGCACGCUACGAACGCAUUCUGACGGGAUCCACACGCGCAGAGCUCAACGCGGAGUGCACGAAGUUCGUCAAUGAGCACGGCCGCACGCUCGACACUGAGGAGCAGUUCGAUGCGGAGUACCCCUUUGAGAUCUAA
Molecule: messenger RNA, 2568 nt
Organism: Trametes versicolor FP-101664 SS1
Lineage: Eukaryota; Fungi; Basidiomycota; Agaricomycetes; Polyporales; Polyporaceae
Exons: 5
Coding region: 1-2568 (855 amino acids)
Biological process (GO): protein phosphorylation
Molecular function (GO): protein kinase activity
Source: RefSeq, a predicted model, not a curated record